Molecule: messenger RNA, 3156 nt
Organism: Ceraceosorus bombacis
Lineage: Eukaryota; Fungi; Basidiomycota; Exobasidiomycetes; Ceraceosorales; Ceraceosoraceae
Source: the annotation of a GenBank genome assembly
AUGGCCACUCGAAAAUCUCAGCAGAAUUCUGCCGCCUCGGUGAUAGAUGGAUGUGAGCCACGAGCUUUGCGAGCAUGCGAAACCUUGCCAGUGAGGCGAGUCGAGGAUGAUAGAAUGACUGACCCCCCUUGGCCUUACUACGCGCUGAUGUAUAGACGAGGUGGUGGAUCAGAUCGGCAAAGGGUCCUUUGGGGUCAUCCGCAAGGUCAAGAGGAGGGUGGAUGGAAGGAUCUUUGCUCGCAAAGAGAUGGACUUCAGCAGAAUGUCGGAUAAAGAUAGGAAACAGAUCGUUGCCGAGGUCAACAUUCUGAGAAACCUCAAGCACGAAAGCAUCGUCGCUUACGAAGAGCGAUUCGUAGACUCUGAGGCGCAGUGAGUGUAUGCCUAGGCUUCCGCGCAGGCAGACCAGCGUCUCAUCGAGCCUCAAUCCCCUGCAUAUAUGCGUAGGACAUUGUACAUCAUCAUGGAGUAUUGCGGUGGAGGAGAUUUGGGAGAAGUGAUCAAGAAAUGUAGGAGGACCAAGUGAGUGUUCUCGACUGGUUGCCUCCCUGUGUGCAGUUCGACUGAAGCGCAUAGAUGCCCUCUAACCGCCCCCUGUCGCAGCACGUAUCUGCCAGAAGACACAGUCUGGUCUUACUUCUCACAGAUGACUCAAGCGCUCGAAGCUCUUCACUACAAGGAUUGCAGCGCCAACGAUGUUAUUCCGCGCGCCGCUAUCCUUCAUCGAGAUCUGAAGCCCGAGAACAUCUUUCUGGACGCAGACGACAAUGUCAAACUCGGAGACUUUGGACUUUCGAAGCAAAUUACCGGGCAAAUUUUCGCUUCGACCUACGUCGGCACUCCGUACUACAUGAGCCCCGAAAUUGCAAGCGGUCAACGGUACGACUUUAAAUGCGAUGUCUGGGCUCUGGGUUGUAUCGCAUUUGAGCUAUGCGCCCUCCAGUGAGUUCUCCUGCUGUCGUGGGCCGAAAGACAGCACCAGCUGACACGAGUGUGGCGCCCUCUGCUUCUUAGACCACCUUUCGACGCUCAAAAUCAAGCCGAGCUCACACGAAAGAUCAAGCAAGGACAGGUGCCGAAGCUGCCAAGAGGGUACUCCAAUGACCUCGGAGACCUUAUCCGCGCCAUGCUGAAUCUGAGCGUGAGUCCUAAAGCUUCGAGACGGAGCGGCAUCUUCUCACACAACUCGUCUGCUUCUUUGAGCAGGCCAAGGAUCGACCGACGACGAGGCAGAUUCUCACGCAUCCGAAAGUCAAAUUCGUCGUGGAAACGCGACAGCUGAGCACCCUGUCGCGUAACCUACAAGCGGAACGUGCUCGCAUAGAAGCAGUAGAACUCGGAUUGGAGGAACGUGAAGCUGCUCUUGCUCGCGCUGAGCAGGAAUUGAGGGAAAGGCAGCAGCAGGGUGGACAAGCUGACGAUGCUGAAGCUCACCUCAGCGCAAGAGAGCAGACUGUGAAAGAAAGGGAGGAUGCUUGUCGCCAAAGCGAAGACCACACCGAGAAAGUGAGAGAGGAGUACACGCAGUGGUUCAACGACCAAUGCCUAAAGCUUGAGCAAAGCAAGCAGGAAUUUGCAGAACACUGUCAGGCCCAGCUGGAAGACAUCGAGAGGAAGAGGCAGAGCAUCGAGGCGAGAAACACGGCUCGUCGAGGGUCGACAACAGUAGACGCUUCGGCACAGAGCGAGCAACCACUACCCUUGCCGAGCUCAGCAGCCAACCGCACCGCUGAGCACCGCUCGGCGCUAUCAAGCAGACCUUCUACGCGACGCAUCUCCGCUGGCGGCCGUACCUCGGGAGGAGGAGCUGGCGCCUCUCACCUGGAUGAUCAUAGCGUCGACAUGAUCAGGGCUGGCAUAACAGGUCUGGGUACGCCGCGAGCUCAGCGCGAAAGGCAAAUGCGACUCAAGCAACGGGCGGAACGUCGUGGAAGCGCGGCCGGUGCUCAAUCCGAUCUGCGCACUUCCUCCCGCCGAGCGCAGGAGAGCGAGGGCAGCGACGAAUGGGUGGAAGAGGACGCUGCGGCUGCUGUUGCCAAUCUUGCUCUGUCCAACGGUCGUGGGCGCGCUUCUCAAACCAUAGCAGGUCCUACGUCUGAUAUCCCUCAGAGCGCAGCUCCAGCAGGAAGAGAAGCGUACACUUCGAGAGGAGCGGGACGUACCAGCAUCAGCGCUAUCAGAGCUGCACCUCCGUCUGCCGCGAGGAUGUACACACCUCGACCAUCAGCCGACACGUCGGACGUGUCCAUGCGCGACGCAAGCUGGUUUCAUCCUGCCUUUACGCCUGUUCGCCAGACACGCGCAUCCCUCUUUGGCCAAGGAUCGGCACAGAACGCGAAUGCGGAAUUUCCAAGCAGCGAAGACCGCUCGGGCGACGAUAUGCACACGAGCAGCGACGGGCCUGAUAAGGAGAACAGCGUGCUUAGCAGAGCUCGGCAUUCCUACUCUUCCGGCAAGCGUGGCGAUGCUAUCGUGCCCGCUGCUGCGCGUCCGAUACUGACCACGAGAACAACAAUUGCAGCGAUGCAGAACAACAGUGAAGGUCGAGAAGGGGCAAUUUCUACGCAAGAAGCAGCGCCAGCCUCGCAAAGCACGAGCGCUGUGCCCAACUAUAAUCUCGCAGAUGACGAUCCAGACCUACCUUCCCCGUUUUUGCGCAAGGUUACGCGCAUAUCGGAGGGUCGCAUGUCGGGAAGGAGCGGACAUGGAGGGGCAAGCGGCAAGACGAAUUUGGUUCGCGCAGCUACCAAUGGUGCAGCAAAGCUUGCUAGGGAGAGAGAUGCCGCUAAUGCUGCUUCCGGUCCUAGCAACUCGGACGGGGCAGCUUCGGGCAUGACGAGAAGUCGAAGCACUCUGCUAGACACUUCUGCAGCCAAGGCUUCGCCUGGUCGACGCUAUUCUGGAGCUGCUGCUAUCCCGGGCGCAGCCAAUGCUAGUGGAAGCGAGAGCAGCGGCAUCGGUGCGGCCCUUUCUGCCGCACCAUCUGGACGCAUCGCGGCUCGCACCCAAAGAUCUAGAUUUAGCACUUUGCCAGGAGGUAUCGGAGUCACUGUCAAGCCAUUGCAGCCUGGACAAGCCGUAGGCGCGGGCGCUCCGAUCAGAAGGAGCUUCGUACCCGGCGCGGGCUCCGGCUCUGGCUCUGCUGCUCGGAGCUGA